Molecule: messenger RNA, 2369 nt
Organism: Rhododendron vialii
Lineage: Eukaryota; Viridiplantae; Streptophyta; Magnoliopsida; Ericales; Ericaceae
Product: NAC domain-containing protein 14-like
Exons: 6
Coding region: 246-2117 (623 amino acids)
Biological process (GO): regulation of DNA-templated transcription
Molecular function (GO): DNA binding
Source: RefSeq, a predicted model, not a curated record
UCAUCCCCGAAAUCAUCCAAAAAAAAAAAAAUCACUCCCCCAGGCUCUCUCUCUCUCUCUCUCUCUCUCUCUCUCUCUCUCUCUCUCUCUCUGUGAUCAAGUCUCGUCUUUGAAACCCCGAUGAAAUUUCCCUGAAUCUCUUCACUUUAGUUUUCUCUUGUACUCUAUCUCAAUCUUUACAUACAUAAGCUCUUGUCUUUCUACUCUUUUCGUCUUUUCUUUUUUGUCUAUUUUUACUUCAGCUGAUGGCAGUUUUAUCCUUGAGCUCUCUGCCGGUUGGAUACCGAUUCCGUCCGACGGACGAAGAACUCGUCAAUUACUAUCUUAAGAAUAAGAUCAACGGCAAGGAGGACAUAGUCAGUGGUAUUAGAGUGGUUGAUCUCUGUAAAAAGGAACCCUGGGAUUUGCCUGUUAUGUCCCUUAUAGAAACGAAUGACGAUGAGUGGUGCUUCUUUUGCCCCAUUGAUCGGAAGUAUAGAAUGGGACGUCGAUUGAACAGAGCGACUGCAGGUGGAUAUUGGAAGGCGACGGGUAAGGAUAGGUUCAUCAAGGCUGUGAGGGGAAGGACUGUGAUUGGCACCAAGAAGACUCUGGUCUUCUACACUGGGCGUGCUCCCAGCGGGCAGAAGACUGACUGGGUAAUACAUGAGUACCGUGCAACUAGUAAGGAGCUUGAUGGCACUAAACCGGGACAGGGUUCGUUUGUCCUCUGUAAACUAAUGAAGAAGUGUAAUAAGAACCGUGACGGGACACAAGAUGAGAACACUGAAGGUUCAAACGUUGAGGAAUUUGAACAAAAUGAUGCUUCUCCAGCCACAGUUCAAUCAUUUUCCGUGGAUAGAGAAUCAGAGCCAGCGGCUCCUAUAAUAAGUGGCCAUGAUGAAAAGUUACCUUCUAGCGGUGAGAGUACCAUUCUGCAAAGAUUUGACAGAACACCCCUGGUUGCUCCUUUACCUACUGAGUGGACCAACAAUGGCAGUAUUGCUGAUGAUGUAGCAGAUAAAUCAAUCGUUGAGCCGGAUUUUGAGUUGGAGGAUUUUGAGUUGGAAGACUGGUUACGCGGACUGAUUCCUGACACAACUAUGGAACCACCAGAUGCCAAUGGAAAAAUAUUCUCUCCUUUGCACUCACAAGUGCAGAUGGAGCUGGGAUAUUUGGAUGACUCGCAAUAUCCACUCGAUAUUGAGGUGGGCAAUGACCAGAGGGGAGCACAGCUGCUGCAUGGAACAAACGAAUACGAGAUUAAUCAGUUCUUGGAUUCAGUUAUUGUAAGCUCAGAUGAGUACUUCUGUGAUGUUCCUGAGAGCUAUGCUGUUGAAAGUGAGAUCCAUACUUAUAUUAAUCAUAGUGAGAGCACUUUCGUUACGAAUAAUGUAUCAUGUAUUGAGUUGGACGCAGAAGUGGCCAAGGCACAGAACAAUGAGAGCAAGGCUCCUGUACUAGUGGAAAUGUAUUCUAGAGGAAAUAAAACUACUGAUAUUAGCAAUGAAGAGAACUUGAGAAGUUUGGGUUUACUGGAAAAUGAGUCUCUUGGGCGGCAUUGUGUCACUGUUGCUUCUACCAGUGACCAGUCUGUUGAUUUGUUCAAUAGUCCCGAAGCUGAUAGAAAUAAUAGAAAUGCUGUUGGGGGUGGUGAAGAUUUUGGAACUGGAAUCAGAUUAAGAUCUCGACAAUCUUAUAAUCAACCAAAUGCCGAGUUUUUUGAGCUGCAGGGUAAUGCACGAAGAAGAAUCAGGCUGCAGCAGAAACUUCAAGUUGAACCAGUUCACAGCAGCAAGUGGGGACAUUUGGGCUACAAUGAAGGAAACCAUGAAGCAAAUUAUUUUUUGGCCAAGGUUGGAGAAGCUGAAGAAAAGCAUAGUGAUAUCAUAGAUGAGACCCUGGAGAUAUCCCAUUCCACGUCCAAUUAUGUCACCAAAGUUGCUCAAGAACAGGGUUUGAACACAAUAUCAGCUUCUGUUUUUCCAAUAAGCGGCGAAAAAAAGGUCUCCUCUGUGCCUUUGGAGGCUCCUCCUCCGAUGCACUUGAUUUCGUCAUCUAUGCAUAUGCUUAGGGUACUUGUGGUUGUAGGUUUGUCCGUUGUCUUUGUGGGCAUAUGGAGUUGCCUCAAGUUUUGAAGUUGGUUAGAAAAGAGACCUUUUUUUUUCCAUGUGUUCUAUUCUUGUGUAACUUUUUAUUUAUGAAGAAAUAAACACCUCUUCAUAGCAAGAUAUGCUGGAUGCGGUCUUUUAACUUCCUUCUAUGCAGCUGCACUUGGAUAUCUAUGUAAUCUUCUGAAAAAGGCGCUUUGUAUAUGAUGUAUCUGAAACAACUUCUGUAUUUUGAUUGUAAUCUAGUUUAACAGUGAUUUAUGUGAACUUUUUGUUGUA